Molecule: messenger RNA, 3731 nt
Organism: Pocillopora verrucosa
Lineage: Eukaryota; Metazoa; Cnidaria; Anthozoa; Scleractinia; Pocilloporidae
Product: short transient receptor potential channel 6-like
Biological process (GO): regulation of cytosolic calcium ion concentration; calcium ion transmembrane transport
Cellular component (GO): plasma membrane; cation channel complex
Molecular function (GO): protein binding; inositol 1,4,5 trisphosphate binding; store-operated calcium channel activity
Source: RefSeq, a predicted model, not a curated record
GCGUGAAUAAUUCACGUGAACAAAUCAUGCAUGAUUUAUCGACACUCUGCCAAAUAUCCUUAGUCGUCGAGUAUGAUGGCAAGUUCUAAACCCCACUUUGCUGCAAUAACCCUCGAAGAUUUUACUGAUUCACGUGUUGGAGACAUAACACUCGGCGAGGAGCAGAGCAAAUUUCUUGAUGCAGCACGUGGUGGCGACGCACAUGGUGUUCGUUUGUACGUGCUGGAGAAACAUGUCGAUGUGAACUGCACGAAUUUGUCUGGAGAAACAGCUUUGCAGCUAGCAGUAAACAACGACCACCACAAUAUCGCCAAGUUUCUUCUUGAGAAUGGAGCUGAAGUGGGGAAUGCCUUGCUACAAGCUGUUGCGAAAGAUUCGGUCGAGUGGGUGAGAGCGUUGCUCGAUUUCGUGGAGGACUCGGAGAGUCGACCAACCAGUUCGAGCAAUGUGUCUUCCGAACAGCAGACGAGCCAGGUUCAGUAUAGUAGAUUCGUUUCCCCUUUGAUGUUGGCUGCCCACAAUGACAACCAGGAGAUUGUGAAGCUUUUCUUGUCGAAGGGUUUCACCAUUGAAGAACCAGCAUUCCAUGAUAGAUCCUGUGAAUGCGAUGAAUGCAUGCGCUUGGGAAAGCGAUUGGGGACUUCUCUUUACCGUUUGCAGAGUUAUCGAGCGCUAACUAGUCCUGUAUACAUGUGCAUGUCGUAUUUACUCGACAAAUACAGCGAGCAGCUGGUCGAAGAACAAGACUUAACUUCGUCCAAAGAUCCGAUCGUUCGAGCUUUCCUUUUGAAUCGGAAGUUGGAGAAUCUCGUGGAUACAGAGUACGAAUUCAAAGCGGACUACAAACAGUUGUCUAACAACUGCGAAGAAUUUGCAGUGGCACUUCUCGCCAAAUGCCGCACGAUGGAAGAAAUAAGCUGUGUAAUGGAGGUACCAGGUAUUGAUCAAGUACAGCAUGUCGAAGUCAGGGGAGGACCAGAAGCCCAAAAGCUCAGCGUGCUGAAUUUUGCCAUUGCUAAUGGUAAUGAAAAGUUUGUUGCUCACCCUUACAGCCAGCUUAUGCUCAACUCGGUGCUGUACGACAGAUUAGGAGGAUGGGAAGAUUUUGGCUUCCUAAAGAAAGUGAUGUGCAGUAUGUUUUUAACAUUACUGCUGCCGGUGUUCGCUGUAUUUUAUUUCCUGGCGCCUAACUCUCAAGUCAGCAAAAUGCUGAGGAAACCAUUCUUCAAGUUUGUAAGUCACGCGGGGUCGUUCUGCUGCUUUCUUAUCCUGCUCAUAUUUUCGUCGAUCCAGGACAAGUUGUUUGAUGUGCUUAAGUUUUCAUUCAUUGAUUCGCUCAUAUCGCUGUGGAUCGCCGGUUUGUUGUUCCAAGAGGGAAAGGAAGCAUUUCGCCAGGGAAAAGAGCGUUAUCUCUCACAAUACUGGAACCUCGUCACAUUGUUCAUGUUAGGGCUCUUCGUGUUAUCAGGAUUCCUUUGGCUUGCUGGGUUUUUCAUGACAGAGCAAGAAUUUGGAGGCUCGGUAAUACCCAUUGGCGAGGUAUUUGGCGACAAAGCCAAAGUGUACGCAUAUAAUCUUCUCCUUUUGUCCAAUGCUGCAUUUUCCAUCGGUCUGGUGUUGAGCUUCGUUCAUGCUUCUAAUUUUUUUCAAGUAAGCUCCAUUCUCGGGCCUCUGCAGCUGUGCUUGGUCAAAAUGAUGCGAGACAUCGUCAAGUUUCUGUUCCUGUUUUUGCUAUUGUUCCUUGCAUUCGGUUGGGCUGAGCGGAAGGUUUACUCCCAGUAUGUAGAAACAAGGGAAAAGUUUAUGCGGAAUGCAACCGAACACAAAUUUUCCAAAUUCGGAGGGAGUUUGAGGUUCCUAUUCUGGGAUUUGUUUGGAAAGUCAAGUCUCUCGGACCUGAGCACAGACAAGAGGUUCAUUAUCAGUCAAUACACAGGGGAAGUACUUCUGGCAUUAUACACUAUCAUCUCCAUUUUGGUCGCCCUAAACAUGCUGAUUGCCAUGAUGUCGAACUCGUUUCAGAGGGUCGUGGAUGAUGAAGAUAUUCAGUGGAAGUUCUCGAGAACUCGAAUGUGGAUGUCAUUUCUGGAUGAAGGUGACGUUAUGCCGUCGCCAUUCAACCUCAUUCCUCCUCCUUACUUGGUAAUCCGUCUCUGUAGGAGGUUUUGCGCUGAUCCGUCUUCGUUUCUGCGUGGAUGCUGCACCAGGAGAGAAAGAUCAGUGACACGAUUGAAAGAUAGAGUAGACAUACAGAGGCGUCGCGUGAUACUGAGGCGUUUGAUCCAGCGGUAUCUACUCACUUUUGAGAAUUCGAAGAAACCCUGUCAGCCCCAUGCCCCUCAGCUUACAUCGGAGAGACUGGGGGACUGUAGCGAUCUAAAGGACCUGAUUGCACAGUUGCAAGGCAUGUUGAGAAGGAGUGAAGAAAGGAAAGGUCCUGCUGACGCAACUAAACUACAGUCUGAGGGAAAAAACUAAGGUGGAAUUUCAUCAAAGAGGCAGUGGAAGUCCUCAUAAACCAUAGAAGGACAUAUACGCUAUACUGUGAAUUCGAUACCGACAGUCUAAGAACUUCUACAUUCCUUUUUCAUAGUUUUCUGAUUCGUUGGAUGGGCGCAGCCUGGAAUUUUAGUUAUAUUAGUGUCUCUACAGGCGAACAUGUCACUCGCUCACUCCAGUGUGAACGAUGACGUCACAGCGAAGUUCGCACAUCAUUUUCGGAGAGUCGUUGUUUAAUUUCUACACUGAAGGUGAUAUACUAAAAAAAUUUCUUUCAAUUCCGAAAAUUUUAUUUUUUUUCCAAAUAAUAUGAAGCGUUAAAAACGAUCUGAUCGACUGGGAAGUCGUAGUCAUAAAUUUUGUAACAUCUUUAUAUUAGUUUUAACUUUCUUAUUCCGGUGUUUACUGAGUCGCCUACUAAGAAAUCUGGUUGGUUUUUUAAAUGACUUCUUUUAAGAGGGAGAUACGAAAGCUUCAGGUUUCCUUCAAUAUCAAACCGCGUAAUCUAAAGACGCAGAUGGAAUAACAAGUGUUAAAGUGCCUGUAACUGUCAAACGUAGUUUUUCAAUUAACAUGGUAAACGGAGAAAACGAUUAGGUUUUCAAAAUCCAUCAUUUACUUGCCUGAAGAUCUCUUACGCAGUUGUUAAUUCCCUCCCGAUGAAUUUGCUAAUUUUGCAAGGAUUUCGAGGCACUACUUUUCACCGCUAACUAAUUCGUAUGGAAUACCUCUCUACAGGCGUUUUUUGGAUAAUAAGCAAUGUUUUCCAGAAUUUGUUUCAGCACUAGUAGGCGUGCCGAACCCAGAACAAAAGAUGUGGCGUUUUCUGAAGUAGAAACUGGUCAAACUAGACAUCCUUAGAAAAUAAAAUGUCGUUAUUGUUAGGAUUAUAGUAGCAAUAAAAAGUGAAACUAAGGUAAGAAGGUUGUUUUAAUUUUAAGGUCAUAGGGCUAAUUUCAUUUAGCGUACAGUUGUAACAGUUGCUAUAGAAAAUAGUGAAAAAAUGUGCUAAAAUGGCAAUGAUAUUUUGACUUACAGUUGAAGAUGUCUUAAAUAGUGCUCGUUUAAAUAAAGUGUGACAUACCUAAGAAUUAUCGUACGCAGUACGAUGAAAAUAUUUUGAGAUCUUUAAAGCAAGAACGAGGGUUUGACCUAUAGUCUAAUGUUCUUGAAACUUUUGCUGACGAUUCAUAGAUUAUUAUGGAUCACUUUAUUUUUCCUAUCACUUGUAC